This is a messenger RNA of Adineta steineri, 739 nucleotides long. The record is from the annotation of a GenBank genome assembly. NCBI's taxonomy places the organism in Eukaryota, Metazoa, Rotifera, Eurotatoria, Adinetida, Adinetidae.
AUGAUCCAUCCAAACCGUUGGAGUUUAUCUGAUCGUCAGCUGACUGAAGAUGGGCUAUCAUAUAAUCGUCUUCGUACAAUUGAUCGUUCUGAAGUAAUUUCCGAUAUUGAACUCUUAUUCUAUCAGUCAUCUGGUACUAAAAGAGAAAUAACUGAUUUUCAAAAAUGGGAUCAAGAUCCUGAUAGUGGUUUCAACAAGGAAACUAGAACUUUGGAACCUAGACAAUUAUAUUUUGCAGCUGAUUUGAAGAGUACUACAACCAAAUUCUUCAAUCGAUCGCACGAAGAUCAAUUAUUAUUGAAUUUGUCCAAAGAUACAUCAAUUAUUAUCACCAAACCUGAUAAAAGCGGAGGUGUUGUCAUAAUGAACCGUAGUGAUUACAUUGGAAAAUGGGGACAAAUAUUACGUAAUCGCUCAAAAUUUACAUUGCUUACUGGAGAUCCAACGGGUACUCAGCAAUAUCGAUAUAUUAAACCAGUUGGUUCAAUUUCAGCAAGAUUAUAUGGCUUGCCAAAAGUCCACAAGACCAAUGUACCACUUAGGCCGAUUGUAUCUUCUAUACAAUCAUACAAUUAUCGUCUAGGUAAAUUCUUAGUUGAUAUUGUCAAAUCAAUACGUAACAGUACGUAUUCAUUAAAGAACAGCGAUGCAUUUAUUCAAUUUUUAAAACAAAACUCUUCAUUAUCAAUUCACAAAAUGAUUAGUUUUGAUGUGGAAAGUUUAUUUACUAAUAUACCAG